This is a messenger RNA of Elgaria multicarinata webbii, 639 nucleotides long. RefSeq names its product ATP synthase peripheral stalk subunit d (gene ATP5PD). Gene Ontology annotation, biological process: proton motive force-driven ATP synthesis. Gene Ontology annotation, molecular function: proton-transporting ATP synthase activity, rotational mechanism. Lineage: Eukaryota; Metazoa; Chordata; Lepidosauria; Squamata; Anguidae. Bases 70 to 555 code for a protein of 161 amino acids. The record is from RefSeq and is a predicted model, not a curated record. The transcript is spliced from 6 exons.
CUCCAUUUCCGCGAACACGUUUCCGGCGGGCGCUGGGUUGGGGGUAAAGGGUUGCUGAAGAUUGUAACAAUGGCUGGCCGCAGAGCUGCUCUGAAAGCAAUAGACUGGAUGGCAUUUGCUGAGCGAGUGCCUCCUAAUCAGAAAACCAUGUUUAAUGCCCUGAAAACACGCAGUGAUGUUCUGUCAUCCAAGCUUGCUUCUUUGCCAGAGACUCCCCCAGCUAUAGACUGGGCUUUUUAUAAGACAGCUGUUGCCAAAGUUGGCAUGGUGGAUGAAUUUGAGAAAAAGUUCAAGGCGCUCAAGAUUGCUGAGCCUGUGGAUACCCAGUCGGCUAAGAUAAAUGUCCAAGAACAAGAGGCUGACAAGAGUGCUGCUGCCUUUAUACAAGCGUCUAAAGCCCGCAUUGUCGAGCAUGAGAAGGAGCUUCAGAAGCUUAGAAACAUGAUACCUUUUGAACAGAUGACACUAGAGGACUACCAUGAGGCAUUUCCUGAAACCAGGUUGGACAAAGAAAAAUAUCCAUUUUGGCCACACAAGCCUAUUGCUGAAUUGUAAAAGCUGGCUGACUGAAAGUACUUUGCAGCAUCCGUCAAUCUUCAGAAAUCUAUUAUUAAAUAAAGUAAUUGUCCUGGAGCCUUA